GGUUAACAACUAUGACUACCGUUAACCUUGAGGUUUUCCGCCUCAGGAUCAUUUGAAAAAUGAACGGAGACAGUGUGAGCAAGAGGUUGCAGAAGGAAUUGAUGGAGUUGUUGAUGUCCAAUGACAAGGGUGUUACAGCAUUCCCAGAUGGCGAAAAUCUCACCCGUUGGUUAGCUUCUAUCCGUGGACCUGAUGGAACGGUGUAUGAAGGCCAGCAAUACAAACUUUCACUUGAGUUCGGACCGAAUUAUCCUUACAGUCCUCCAAAUGUGCGCUUUGUUUCUAAAUGCUACCAUCCAAAUGUGGAUACCCGUGGAGUAAUAUGCUUAGAUAUUUUAAAAGAAAUGUGGUCUCCUUUGCUAACUGUAGAAAAUCUGCUUUUAUCUAUACGAAGCUUACUAGCAGAGCCUAACAACGAUAGCCCAUUAAAUGGUCAAGCGGCUCAACUUUGGUCUAAUCCUUCCGCAUUUCGUGCUGAAAUGAUGAAAUUUCAAGCCUCAUCAUCUAAUAGUUGA
Trichobilharzia szidati is the source of this 515-nucleotide messenger RNA. The record is from the annotation of a GenBank genome assembly. Lineage: Eukaryota; Metazoa; Platyhelminthes; Trematoda; Strigeidida; Schistosomatidae.